Exophiala bonariae is the source of this 783-nucleotide messenger RNA. RefSeq lists its product as uncharacterized. The transcript is spliced from 4 exons. Gene Ontology annotation, biological process: nucleocytoplasmic transport. Gene Ontology annotation, molecular function: GTPase activator activity. Lineage: Eukaryota; Fungi; Ascomycota; Eurotiomycetes; Chaetothyriales; Herpotrichiellaceae. Gene Ontology annotation, cellular component: nuclear pore; cytoplasm. The record is from RefSeq and is a predicted model, not a curated record. The coding region runs from base 1 to 783 and encodes 260 amino acids.
AUGUCGGACCCAACUCCCUCCGCCGAUCAAACCGCUUCAGGCGACCUUAGACUUGCUCAAGAUGAGACUCAUCUAGUCCAAAACCCUCUGGGCAAACCCUCAUCGGAGGCUCCUAACUCUUCCUCCACUGUCGCCGAGUCCGCCACCGCUGCUGCCAGCACGGUUGCCAGUUCCGCCACCACUGCCGCUGCUGGUGUCAAGGACUCUGUUUUCUCCAUGUUCGGAGGCGGAGCAAAGAAGGAGAAGAAGGUCGAGGAAGAAGACGAUGAUGCCAAGAAUGAACCCAGCGGCAGUAGUAAGGCCAAGAGAGAAGAUGAUGAUGACAAGGCAGAUGAGGAAGAAGCUGACGUCGAAUUCGCACCUGUCGUACAUCUCACCGAGAAGGUCGAGACCAAGACCAAUGAAGAGGCAGAGGAACAAGUCUUCAAAAUGCGCGCCAAAUUAUUCAAGUUCGACCGUGAUUCACGAGAGUGGAAGGAGAGAGGCACUGGUGAUGUUCGUCUACUCAAGCACAAAGAAAAUGGUAAGACAAGAUUGGUCAUGCGACGAGACAAAACUCUCAAAGUCUGCGCCAACCACUAUGUUACUCCAGACAUGAAGCUCUCCCCCAACGUGGGCAGUGAUCGAAGCUGGGUGUGGAAUGUUGCAGCCGAUGUCAGUGAGGGCGAGCCAGAAGCUCAGACACUUGCCAUUCGUUUCGGCAACAGUGAAAAUGCCAAUCUGUUCAAAGAGGCUUUCAUCAAGGCGCAACAAGAGAACGAAGCGUUGUUUGGCAAAGCAUAA